Messenger RNA from Panonychus citri (citrus red mite), 1578 nucleotides. RefSeq lists its product as uncharacterized. The record is from RefSeq and is a predicted model, not a curated record. The transcript has 3 exons. Lineage: Eukaryota; Metazoa; Arthropoda; Arachnida; Trombidiformes; Tetranychidae. Bases 271 to 1413 code for a protein of 380 amino acids.
GUUUAUUUGAUUCAAGAUCCUCGAGGCAAUUUAUUGAUUGUAAGAAUGUUUCAAUUUCAAGUUGAUAUGAUUUCGAGGUGAUGAUCGAGGAUUCAGACUUCCGUGACCACCUUAAAAAUCAGUUAAUCAUGAUAACAAUUAGGAGACAUCAGUUGAUUUCAAACUCGUGGUCUUAAUGUUCAAACCAUAAAGGUAAACAUCAACCCAAGGAAACAACAAUUUAGUUUUGAUUACUUUUCAUGUGAGAUUAGUAAAUGUAAUCUUCUGAAAAUGGAUUUACUUAAAUCCCCUUCGUCACAAUUAACCAAAACAUAUGAUGAUAAACUUGAGAAACUGUGGUUUAAUUUAUCAACGAUGGGUAAACAAACCCCCGGGGUUGUAUCAUCCAAAUCCCCAUUGGAUAAUCCGCCCGAUUGGUUUAAUCUUGAUCGUUUCACUCGAGCUCAAAAACUUGCAAAGAAAUAUUAUUUCAGUUUACAUAUCGCUCAUUUCAUUGGUAAUAUAUUAUUGGUCCUUCUGCCUCGAGUGACCAUUCCCAUCUUUGCCUCUGGACGGUCAUCAACCGUUUACAUGGUUUUCUUGAGGAUUUUAUCAACAAUUAAUCACGUUGAUUCCUGGUAUCAGGAUAAUCCCUUUGAAAAAGGUUCUAAGGCCAAUAAAUCGUUAUCCAAAGUCCGACGUUCAUGUCACCUUCAAGUGUCCAAAUUGAUGAAUGAAAAAUACCCAAUGACAAAUGACCUUUGGCUCAGUCAAUUUGACAUGACGAUGACCCAAUGGAGUUUAAUUGGUCUUGUUGCAAUUAGACCCAAACAAUGUGGUUUCUAUUCAACUAAAAGGGAAGAGUUCGAGGAGUAUAUUUAUUUUUGGCGAGUUAUUGGUCACUGUAUGGGAAUCGAAGAUCAGUUUAAUUGUUGCCUUGAUAAUUACGAUGAAUCUUUACAAUUUAUGGAGAUUUGCUUUGAUCGUGGAUACAAACCUUACCUUGACCAACCCAAUUCAAUUGUCCGAGCAGCUAUGCAAUUAACUGAAGGGGUUUUCCUUGGGUUGAAUAUUUCAAUUCCAAAAAUUAUCCUCAGUUAUGAAGGUUUCAUGAAAUAUUGGUAUGAAUCAUUAAAUGUACCACAUGAAAUUGUACUGGACAAUUGGACAACCGCAAUAUCGUAUAAAUUACAAGUAUUAUUGGUUAAUUAUCUACUUAAAUUGACAAUUUUCUAUCGAUUGGCUUCAUUUGUUUACUUUAAAAUGUUAAAUCGCUUGUUUAAAACAGUUAAUCAAGUUAAGAAUCAAAUGGAUCGUAAAUAUAAGGAUAUCGUUUAUCGGAUUCCAACGGAAAAUGGCAUCUACAGCAUUCAUAAUCCAAUGUACAAACCAAAUAUACCUCAAUUGGCAAAUCUUGGUGUUGCUGCCACUUAAUUGUCACAUCAAAUGCUUUAAUUAAUAAAUUGAUUUACCCAUUGGUUAGUAUUAUCACCAUUGAGAGUUACUUAUCUAUCGUUGAUAGUAAAAUGAUUCAGUUUUGUGGUUUUUUGUUGGACAAUUUUAUUCAACUAAGAAUAAAGGAUUUUAAUUGUAAAUUAA